Messenger RNA from Porites lobata, 1077 nucleotides. Lineage: Eukaryota; Metazoa; Cnidaria; Anthozoa; Scleractinia; Poritidae. The record is from the annotation of a GenBank genome assembly.
UCACGCAGCGUCACAAGGUAUCACAAGGCAUCACAAAGUAUCACAAAGUAUCACAAGGUAUCACAAGGUAUCACAGAGUGUCACAAGGUAUCACAAGGUAUCACAAAGUAUCACAAAGCAUCACAAGGUAUCACAAGGUAUCACAAAGUAUCACAGAGUAUCACAAGGUAUCACAGAGUAUCACAAGGUAUCACAAGGUAUCACAAAGUAUCACAAGGCAUCACAGAGUAUCACAAGGUAUCACAGAGUAUCACAGAGUAUCACAAGGUAUCACAGAGUAUCACAAGGUAUCACAAAGUAUCACAGAGUAUCACAGAGUAUCACAAGGUAUCACAGAGUAUCACAGAGUAUCACAAGGUAUCACAAGGUAUCACCAAGUAUCACAAGGUAUCACAGAGUAUCACAAGGUAUCACAGAGUAUCACAGAGUAUCACAAGGUAUCACAGAGUAUCACAAGGUAUCACAAAGUAUCAUAGGGCAUCACAAAGAAUCACAAGGUAUCACAAAGUAUCACAAAGUAUCACAAGGUGUCACAAGGUAUCACAAAGUAUCACAAGGUAUCACAAGGUAUCACAGAGUAUCACAGAGUAUCACAGAGUAUCACAAGGUAUCACAAAGUAUCACAAGGUAUCACAGAGUAUCAACAAGGUAUCACAAAGUAUCACAAGGCAUCACAGAGUAUCACAAAGUAUCACAGAGUAUCACAAGGUAUCACAAAGUAUCAUAGGGCAUCACAAAGUAUCACAAAGAAUCACAAGGUAUCACAAAGUAUCACAAAGUAUCACAAGGUAUCACAAGGUAUCACAAAGUAUCAUAAGGUAUCACAAGGUAUCACAGAGUAUCACAGAGUAUCACAAGGUAUCACAAAGUAUCACAAGGUAUCACAAAGUAUCACAAAGUAUCACAAGGUAUCACGAAGUAUCACAGAGUAUCACAAAGUAUCACAAGGUAUCACAAAGUAUCACAAGGUAUCACAAGGUAUCACAAAGUAUCACAAGGUAUCACAAAGUAUCACAAGGUAUCACAAAGUAUCACAAGGUAUCAGAAGGUAUCACAAAGUAUCACAAGGUAUCAUAA